GCAGCAUCGAAUGCGCAUCCGCUGCGUUCUGAUAACGCGUGACUCAGCACGCGACCACGGCGGUGGGGUCUCCGAAGCGCUGAUCUGGCUUAUUAUUGGUCGGGUCAUUCAUACAGCGGAUUCUAAUCGCAUGCUCAGCGGAUUUUCAUUGAAGCGGAUGUUAUUAGAUGUAUGGUCAACAUUCGCUGUCAGUCGCUACCAGGUCGCGCUCAAGGAAGGUCGCGCCGAACUCGCACCUCGACACUCGACGCCAGUUCUGUAAACAACGCCGGCCCACCCGUACACAAUUAGUGAUAAAACCCUAAACACCACCCGGAAACGAUGCGACUCGUCGCCGGCUGAAUGUUUGCUGUGAUUAUCGAAUUGAACCAAAUAUUCUGGAGCAUCUCGAGCGAGCAGUGGUAGUGAUAACAAUUGGAGGAGAGUCGAUUUAAUUGGUGUAUGUUGUGUCACCUGCUGGUAAAUAAUAGGCUUUAUCGUGUAUUAUCGGUUGAACCUCGCUGAGCUGUUUAGUCAGUAGUCGAUAACGUUCGAAAUCGUGUGCGCGUGUUGGAAGAUGCCAGUGCUUGGCUACGAGAGCAUGGCGAGCCAGGACCUCUGCCUGCUGGGCUACGGCGCCGAGUACAUGAUGCCGACGGCGCCCGCGCCGGCCUCGUGGGACAAAGCACCAGAAAACGCAUACUCCGGAUACGCCUGCAGAAACAACAUGGAAACCCCUCCGAAUUUCAACAUGAAAUACAGUGAAGAUAGUGAUAUACAACUCGAGACGAGUAGUAGUGAAGCGAGCGCGGCUAGUUCAACCCCGCUAUCGCAACACUGCGCCAUCUGCGGCGAUCGAGCGACGGGCAAGCACUAUGGCGCGUCAUCGUGCGACGGGUGCAAGGGCUUCUUCAGGAGGAGCGUCAGAAAGAACCACCUAUACACGUGCAGAUUCAGCAGAAAUUGUGUGGUGGACAAAGACAAAAGAAAUCAAUGCAGAUACUGUAGGUUAAGGAAAUGCUUUAAGGCCGGCAUGAAAAAAGAAGCCGUUCAGAACGAGAGAGACAGAAUCAACUGCAGAAGGCCGUCUUACGAAGAACCAACGCAAGCCAACGGGCUGUCCGUCGUGUCGCUGCUCAAUGCGGAACUUCUCAGCAGAAAGGUCAUAGAUGAGACGAUAAACGUAUCUGACGCGGAACUCAGCAACCGAAAGCUAGCGAAGAUCAAUGACGUGUGCGACUCCAUCAAACAACAGCUACUGAUCCUGGUCGAGUGGGCCAAGUACAUCCCUGCCUUUACGGAGCUGCAUCUAGAUGACCAGGUGGCGUUGCUUCGCGCGCACGCGGGCGAGCACCUUCUGCUGGGCUGCGCGCGGCGCUCGCUGCACCUCAGCGACGUGCUGCUGCUCAGCAACAACUGCAUCAUCGCCAAGCACAACAUCGACGGGCGAAUGGACAUAGACAUCAGCAUGAUCGGCAUGCGCGUGAUGGACGAAAUCGUGAAGCCCCUGCGCGAGAUCGACAUCGAUGACACGGAGUUCGCCUGCCUCAAGGCCAUCAUAUUCUUUGACCCCAACGCCAAAGGCCUAUCCCAGCCGCAAAAGAUCAAACAACUCCGCUACCAAGUCCAAAUCAACCUGGAGGACUACAUCAGCGACCGGCAGUACGACGGCCGCGGCCGCUUCGGCGAGCUGCUGCUGUGUCUGCCGCCGCUGCAGAGCAUCACGUGGCAGAUGAUCGAGCAGAUACAGUUUGCCAAGCUGUUUGGAGUCGCGCACGUCGAUAGUCUGCUUCAGGAGAUGCUGCUAGGAGGUGCAUCAACAGACACAGCCAUGGAGAGCAUGGAGGAAGCAGCAGCGCCGAGCGCGUCACCCUUGGGCGCGUCGCCGCCGCUAGUACCGCAUGUGCCGCUACCCGAAGGCUUCCUCGAGCCCGCGCCCUUCAAGCAGGAGCCCAACAUGAGUCCAGAGCCAACAUCAUUGAGGACCUCAGAUAUCACACUAUUAUAAUGUAAGACAAUCGAUUCAGAUAAUACUAUUCGUCUUCAUUGCAAAAACAAUGCUGCUACCUUGAAAUUAGGUAUAAAUUAAAUAGUCAAAAUUUGUCUUAGCAGUGAUAUUUUGUUACCCUAUUUAUAUGUAAUGAAAUGAAACAUGCGUUUGAAGACCUUAACGUUGUAUUUGCAACAUUUUAUAGCUUUUAGUAGGAUUAACCAGAAGGUGCCCGUUAUUUUAAGAUAAAUUUAAUAUAGGUGUAGGUGUUUACUACUUUGCCAAGAGACAAAAUUAUUUAUAUAAUGUUUACAUUAAAUUGUAUUAGAUGAUAGACUUACCCGUAAAGUGCAAUUAAUUAUGUAGGCUGUGUAACGUAAUAUUUUCUUAUCAAUAUCUAUAGCCCUGAUGGGUUAAUUGGUGUUUUGUAAUAUUUUUCAUUUUUAUAAAGUACUUUUUGAGUUUGUUUUUAAUCUGGACAGGUUUAAUUUUGUUGUUUGUAAUAUUGUAAACAGGGAAUGGAUAUUUAUAAAUAUAUUGUUGUAUAGAUGAUGACCAUAACCCGUUAUCACAGCUAACGUAUAUUACGAUUAUUAUACAUACAUGAUUGUAGACUGUAUCUACAUAUUGUAGAAUUUUAUACUUAGGAAUUUAUUAUAUUAUACAGGGUGUUAGGUAAAUGGGUAUAUGAGCCGACACUAGCCCAUGUUAACAUGGUCAUAUAAAUGGUAUGGUGAAGUCAGAAAUUUGAUAUCAUCAUUUUAAUUUUUUUAAUUUUCAUACAAAAUUAAUUUUAUAAAAUCCGAUUUGUAUGAAAAAUAAAAUAAUUAAAAUGAAGAUAUCAAUUUUCUGACUUCACCAUACCAUUUAUAUGACCAUGUUAACAUGGGCUAGUGUCGGCUCAUAUACCCAUUUACCUAACACCCUGUAUACACGGUAGAGUCAAUAUUUACGAAGUUGUUUAUAUGAAAUGCUCAAUGUAAGUUCCCUUGCCAGUUAUUUGGUAUUUUAAAAAUUAAAUCGAGGUGAAAGUUUAUUACAUUAGACUACUAGUAUGAUUUUUGAUUGGUUUGAGAAGUUGUAUAUUAUUUUAAUGUUUAAUUAGUAAGUGCCUUAUAUCCUACAGGUCGUAGGUUGGUGUAUUGUUGAUGUACAUACAAUGUUACGAUUUUUAGUAGAAUAUAUUUUAAUAAAUAAUCUGUUACCAAAAA
Molecule: messenger RNA, 3180 nt
Organism: Ostrinia nubilalis (European corn borer)
Lineage: Eukaryota; Metazoa; Arthropoda; Insecta; Lepidoptera; Crambidae
Gene: Hnf4
Product: transcription factor HNF-4 homolog
Exons: 10
Coding region: 557-1987 (476 amino acids)
Biological process (GO): anatomical structure development; cell differentiation; regulation of transcription by RNA polymerase II
Cellular component (GO): nucleus
Molecular function (GO): RNA polymerase II cis-regulatory region sequence-specific DNA binding; nuclear steroid receptor activity; nuclear receptor activity
Source: RefSeq, a predicted model, not a curated record